This is a messenger RNA of Exophiala spinifera, 2421 nucleotides long. RefSeq lists its product as uncharacterized. Gene Ontology annotation, molecular function: ATP binding; ATP hydrolysis activity. Bases 1 to 2421 code for a protein of 806 amino acids. The transcript has 3 exons. The record is from RefSeq and is a predicted model, not a curated record. NCBI's taxonomy places the organism in Eukaryota, Fungi, Ascomycota, Eurotiomycetes, Chaetothyriales, Herpotrichiellaceae.
AUGAUGCGGAGCAAGCCAGCCUCGUCCAUGCAGAAGACCUACGACGAAUGCUAUUUGCAAUGCUCGACCGCCGUGUUCUUCGAGGGCCAGGGCAAUGAAGCAGAGGCGCUCCGAUCUUGGAAGUCUGCGCUAGAUCAAAUCACUUACUACAAAGCCUACAAAUUGCCACUCAACUAUGCACCCAAGUCCGAGACCGAGCGAGCAUUGUUUGAUUCACUUAAAGAACUUGAGAUACAAUGUAAAGAACGGGUCGAUCUUCUCGAAGCACUAAAGAGGAGCCGGCAAGAGGUGAACAGGACUACCAUCAAGGGCGACAAAUCAGAACGUAGCAGCCGAAGACGUCUCGAGAAGAACAGAGGCGACGUAGAGACGCCUCAGGAUCGACCAGGACCACCGCAGUGGCUGGGCGAUGAGACUGUACCGCCAAUGCAGAUGUCAGAACUCCCAACAGCUACGCCUGCGCUACCCUCCAGACCGCCACUCAAGCCUGCGCGAAGUAGCGAAACCACGGCGAGCAACUCACCAGCACAAUACCCACGCGCCUCGCCCAUAGGGUUUCCCCCUACCUUACCCGUGCCGACGACGAAAGUGUCGAGAAGCCCUAGUCCCGAUCAUGCGAGGAAGACCAUGAGAACAACUCUGCGACCCGAAAGAAAAGGGUUUAGAAAAUAUCGAUCAGCACCGAAUCGGGACAGACAGGGCGAUACAAUGCGAGCGGCUGGUCUAGCAUGGGAGUCGCAGCCGCGCAGGACUUCGCAACAGAGCCCGCGGCCGGAGUCAGAUCCGACGAUCGAGGCGAGACUGAGCGCCACUGCUGCUCGCCGGAGCAUUGAUCAAGAAGCAGCGGCAAGGUCAGAAGAGCAUCGCAGAUCCAAUCCUAACCCUGCUGAUAUGAUUUCCCCCCAAACAUGGCGGGAACUUACAAACUCAAGCUAUCCCAGCUCCACGAUGCAAAAGUCGAUGGAGAGCUUAAAACUAACAUCAAACUCGGUGCCCGACUUGAUAGAUCUAGAUAUCGAGCCCGAGAAGCCACCUCAGCCGCCACUACAUGGAUCGGCGGCAGGGCCGUCGAUUUCCAAGGCCAGGACAGCGUCGCCUAUUGCUCCAGUAAGACCACCAGAUAUUGCAUAUCGGAAAGAAUAUCCUCUACGGCCACAAAAGCUUCCACAGCCGCUUGCGAACAAUCUACUCGAAAAGGCCUACCGGCGGCCAAGCACAGAAACGAGCUCUUCGGGUAUAUACCGAAAGCCUGUGCCUACCUCGAGCAGUUCGCUUGAGGUAAGGGGCCGAUCCCCAAAGAGGCGAGAAGAGCAAUCUGACAGCGACGAUGACGGUUCAAAACCCAGUCUAGCCCUGCCAGUCCGGCCAAAGGCAUCCCGUACUCAGAGUGCUAAAACCAUCACUCCGCCCUCAACAGACGGCGAAUCACUAGAUGAUGAUGCUGCUGGUUCGGACCAGGAGAAACGUCGAGCAAAGUUACUGAAGAACCUGCCUAAAGGAGUUGACGAAGCUGCGGCAAAACAGAUCCUUAACGAGAUCGUGGUCAAGGGCGAUGAGGUUCACUGGGAAGAUGUGGCCGGUCUUGGUGCCGCUAAGAAGGCUCUGAAGGAGGCAGUAGUGUACCCAUUCCUGCGACCCGACCUUUUUAUGGGCUUGCGAGAACCUGCUCGCGGAAUGCUGCUAUUCGGACCACCGGGAACUGGCAAGACUAUGUUGGCAAGAGCAGUGGCAACCGAAAGCAAGAGCACCUUCUUUGCCAUCAGUGCCAGCAGCCUCACCAGCAAAUGGCACGGUGAGUCUGAAAAGCUGGUACGGGCUUUGUUCGCUUUGGCGAAGGCCCUUGCUCCAAGCAUCAUUUUCGUAGACGAGAUUGAUUCUUUGCUCAGCACCAGGAGUGGCUCGAGCGAGCAUGAAGCAUCCAGGCGCAGCAAAACGGAAUUCUUGAUACAAUGGUCUGACCUCCAGCGAGCAGCAGCGGGGAGAGACACGACACUCGGUGAUCCUAGUCGCGUGCUGGUGCUUGCUGCGACUAACUGCCCGUGGGAUAUCGAUGAGGCAGCCCGACGAAGGUUCGUCCGACGGCAGUAUAUUCCAUUACCGGAAGCGGAGACAAGAGAGACACAGAUUCGCACGUUGCUAGGCCAUCAAAAGCACGACUUGAGCGUGGAGAACAUCACUGACUUGGUCCGCUUGACCGAGGGAUACUCGGGGUCGGAUAUUACAGCUCUCGCGAAAGAUGCGGCCAUGGGCCCCCUGCGAAACCUCGGAGAGGCGCUACUGUAUACGCCUAAGGAGCAGAUACGACCGAUUAAUAUGCAAGAUUUUGAAGCCAGCCUAGCCAGCAUCAGACCAAGCGUUAGCAAGAAAGGAUUAGAGGAGUUUGAACAGUGGGCUAGGGAUUUUGGUGAACGGGGUGGCUAG